UCCAGGAUGGAGAAAAAUCUGUUCUUUCUUGCAGUGAGGAAGAGGCAGGAGAACAGUGAGACCCAGAACAAAGCUCCCACCUUCCCUGCAGCCUCCCCUGGCCUCGAGCCACUCCCUGUGAGCUGAUGUGCAGCAGGUACUCGAGGUGCUGAUGUGACACCCACCACUGGUUGCCAGGACCAUGGGGAAACUGCAGAGCAAAAUCAGCUUCCACACCUCCAAAUACAGGGCUGACGGCUCCGUGGGACAGGCGGGACCCGCUGGUGCCUCCCGGCAGCACAGCCCCACUCACACCGACGCUGUCACCUCUGUGGCUGCCCUCCAGCCAGACCUGUGUGUGUCAGGAGGAAGGGAUAAGAGCGUGGCUGUGUCCAGCUGGAGGUCCGGGGCUGCCCUGCGCCGCUUCACCGGCCACGAGCGUGAGGUCACCAAGGUCACCUCAGCCCUUGACUCCAGCAGAGUCUUCAGCGCAUCCCGGGACAAGACAGUGAUGAUGUGGGAGCUUCACGGGACUUCGGGGCCAAGCCAGCACUUCCCAGGACAUGACCUGGUUGUUACUGGACUGGCUGUGAGCCCAGACGCCUCCCAGCUGUGCACGGGCUCCCGGGACAACACUGUGUGCAAGUGGGACACCGAGACUGGGGAAUGUCUGGGCAGAGCUGCCAUCUCCAGGAAUCUGGUCACACACCUGUGCUGGGUUCCUGGGGAGCCUUAUGUCAUCCAGACCUCAGAGGAUAAAACCACCAGGGUGUGGGACAGCCGGGAGCUGCAGGUGGCCCACACGUUCCCAGCCAAGCAGCACAUCCAGACGUGCUGUGACGCGAGCCAGGACGGGCGGUACUGCCUGAGCAGCAGCAGCGGCUGCGCCGGCCACGGCGCCGAGGCCACCCUCUGGGACCUGAGGCAGACCAGGGGCCGAGUGUGUGAGUACAAGGGGCAUUUCCAGACCACCACCUCGUGUGUCUUCCUGCCCCGGGGCCCCACGCUCGCCCCCAGCAUUGCCACAUCGUCCAGCGACAGCACAGUGAAGGUCUGGGACCAAGGCACUGCAGCCUGCCUGGCCACGCUGUGCCUCGAGGGCUCGGGCCCGCUGGCCUCGCUGGCCGCCUGCGACAGCUCCACGCUGCUCUGCGCCAGCAGCUCCGGCAUCCGCGUGCUCCGGGUGAGCGGCGGCGCCGAGACUGUCCUGGAGGAGGUGGCGGCGUUCUGAGCACCAGAAUCGCCUGUCAGACACUGUCCUGGAGGAGGUGGCAGCGUUCUGAGCCCCGGAACCCCCAUCUCAGACUCCAGGGUCCCAGGAGGGGAUGUGACCCCCAAGAGCUGCCCUGACGGCAGGCAGCAGGGACUCUGUGCCUGUGGGGCAUGGCAGCAGGGCUGGGGCAGUUGCUGGUUGGUUUGUGGGUGGCAGGGAGGCAUCAGAGCUGUGCAGAAAAGCCAA
Messenger RNA from Passer montanus (Eurasian tree sparrow), 1438 nucleotides. RefSeq names its product WD repeat domain 31 (gene WDR31). NCBI's taxonomy places the organism in Eukaryota, Metazoa, Chordata, Aves, Passeriformes, Passeridae. Gene Ontology annotation, molecular function: protein binding. The transcript has 10 exons. The record is from RefSeq and is a predicted model, not a curated record. The coding region runs from base 182 to 1210 and encodes 342 amino acids.